AUGGAAACGACCAUCCCGUGCUACAACAGGGUGAUCAUAUCCAACAGACUGACUGCGGCGGCGACGACGGAUACAUCUGUUACGAACGGAAUGGCUUACAAACCCAGAGCGACCACGUUGCGUAUGCUUGGCGCCAACACCGAUAUCGCACCUCAUGCAGCCUGGAUCAAGUCUACCAUCGAAGGCGGCAAAAAAACAUGUGGUUCUCACUGUACGGGUGGCUCUGACAGUGUACUGUGUGAUACCAAUGAGUUCACCAAAUGCGACAGCAUCUGCCAGUGCGCCUUAUCAGUCCCUUCGCAAAUACCAAGACCUUCUGCAUCACCUGCGCGUACUCCUUUACCUACUCCUACACACACCAAGGCGCCAGUCCGUAAACCUGUGAUAACCCCAGUCGCCCACACACCCGUGGAGCUCAAGCCGGUGGUAGUUGAACCGGUACAGACUGCAGGCUGUGACCACCCCACUGGAGGCCGCCAGGCCACUAUCCAAUGGACGGCAGCGUGGAGAUACCUCAAUGAUUGUGAUCUGUUAGAACACUUCAAGGACACUGUGAUGGGAGCCGCACCUUCCGCUGCGUGUCUCAGAGAAGGCUUCAUGGCUAAGGUGGAGGAACUAUACAACGCUCAGCGUUCGGAGUGUGGCACCAAACGUCGUUCAGUGUUGUCUGGUGGCGAUGAGUUUGUGCUAACAUGCACACAGAAAUGGACUAAGGCUGGUCGUAGUAGCGAUGGGUGCGGUAGGUUCCAGGCCGAGAGGUUGUGAUGGGGACAAUCGCACAAGUGUAAC
Sphaeroforma arctica JP610 is the source of this 789-nucleotide messenger RNA. RefSeq lists its product as hypothetical. The record is from RefSeq and is a predicted model, not a curated record. The transcript has 2 exons. The coding region runs from base 1 to 765 and encodes 254 amino acids. Lineage: Eukaryota; Ichthyosporea; Ichthyophonida.